Molecule: messenger RNA, 812 nt
Organism: Cantharellus anzutake
Lineage: Eukaryota; Fungi; Basidiomycota; Agaricomycetes; Cantharellales; Hydnaceae
Exons: 3
Coding region: 307-696 (129 amino acids)
Source: RefSeq, a predicted model, not a curated record
AAUUUUUUGCGCGGCAGCGAAAUAAUGUCAAAGGGUUGUAUAAAGUGCAUACGUUUCCCCCCUUUCACAAUGGGAAACUCAAUCGUCAGCUUGCGGCUGCUUGCUCAGCUUUUGAGUCAUCCUCAAUCGUUAAUCUCCGUUACCACACACACACGCGUGUCCCAAGGGUCUUCAUUUGCAUAUUCACCUUUGCGCAGGUUCCAUACAUAAGAAGCCAAUAGGAGCUUUUCCAUCCCAUCCCAACCCAUUGCCCUCACAACCAACUUAACCUUCAUACCUAACUACUACCUUGCUUUCUCUCAAACGAUGAGACUUCGACCCCUAAGACAACCGCAGUGGGAAGUCACCGAUCUCAAAGAAGUCGCCCCUACGCCGAUCUACUAUGACUCCGAGGCAGAUGAACUUCAAAUAUUUAGUGUCGCUCCUCGUGAGGUCACCGGAACGUAUAUGUUCGACGGUAUAUCGUCGAAAACGUUCAAGUACUCCGACGCCUUGACUCAUUCACGCACCAAACUCAUGGAGGAGAUCUCCAAGGAUGGAUACAAUUUCCUCCUCAUGGAAGGGUGGUCGAUAACAACGAUGCGCAAAUCGAAAGUUGAGAGGAUAGAAGUUCGAUAUCAUGCACAACCGGCAGUUGCUAGAGGGUGGCAACGUCCACGGACGCCUCCUUAUCUCCAACUACUUGAAAGUCAUUGAAAGCAGGCUAUCGUGUUACUUCCCUCCCUUACAUCUUCCCCCUUCCACCUCUCUUCUCUCCCGCAGCAGUCCGGACGGGCAGUAUCCGCGUCAUGCCAUCGGCGAUUUUUGUUCUU